Messenger RNA from Lynx canadensis (Canada lynx), 3450 nucleotides. RefSeq names its product leucine rich repeat containing 8 VRAC subunit A (gene LRRC8A). The coding region runs from base 358 to 2790 and encodes 810 amino acids. NCBI's taxonomy places the organism in Eukaryota, Metazoa, Chordata, Mammalia, Carnivora, Felidae. Gene Ontology annotation, molecular function: protein binding. The record is from RefSeq and is a predicted model, not a curated record. The transcript has 4 exons.
CUCCCUCCUUUUGAUCAGGCGGGAAUAGUGCCCUGACUUGGGGGGCAGGAUCCCUGGCCAAGAUCUUGGGCCCCCCGUGUGAACAGGGGUUUCUAGGAAGAAUGGUUCAGGGUCCGAGACUCCAGGCCCUGCCCACGUCCUGUGCAUCCAUAUGGGCCUGAGAACCAGAUCUGAUGCGGUCCAGGCUGGGGAUCCAGCAAAGUUGGUUACCAGGCUGAAGGAGCAUGGCCGAGGUGGUUGGGGGAGGCAGCUUCCAUGGAGCGAGAGGAAUGCCAGGACCCUGCCCAGACAGACGUGGGCCAGCCUCAGCACCGACAGCCAGCACGCAGAUAGCAGAACCGUCCACGGGGUUGAACCAUGAUUCCAGUGACAGAGCUCCGCUACUUUGCGGACACGCAGCCAGCCUACCGGAUCCUGAAGCCAUGGUGGGACGUGUUCACCGACUACAUCUCCAUUGUCAUGCUGAUGAUCGCGGUCUUUGGGGGCACACUGCAGGUCACCCAGGACAAGAUGAUCUGCCUGCCUUGUAAGUGGGUCACCAAGGACUCCUGCAACGACUCAUUCCGGGGCUGGGCAGCCCCUGGCCCAGAGCCCACCUACCCCAACUCCACGGUCCUGCCGACCCCCGGCGCAGGCCCCACGGGCAUCAAGUACGACCUGGACCGGCACCAGUACAACUACGUGGACGCCGUGUGCUACGAGAACCGCCUGCACUGGUUCGCCAAGUACUUCCCCUACCUGGUGCUCCUGCACACGCUCAUCUUCCUGGCCUGCAGCAACUUCUGGUUCAAGUUUCCGCGCACGAGCUCGAAGCUGGAGCACUUCGUGUCUAUCCUGCUCAAGUGCUUCGACUCGCCUUGGACCACACGCGCCCUGUCCGAGACGGUGGUGGAAGAGAGCGACCCCAAGCCGGCCUUCAGCAAGAUGAACGGCUCCAUGGACAAGAAGUCGUCGACGGUCAGCGAAGACGUGGAGGCCACCGUGCCCAUGCUGCAGCGGACCAAGUCCCGGAUCGAGCAGGGCAUCGUGGACCGCUCGGAGACGGGCGUGCUGGACAAGAAGGAGGGCGAGCAGGCCAAGGCGCUGUUCGAGAAGGUGAAGAAGUUCCGCACCCACGUGGAGGAGGGGGACAUCGUGUACCGCCUCUACAUGCGGCAGACCAUCAUCAAGGUGGUCAAGUUCAUCCUCAUCAUCUGCUACACCGUCUACUACGUGCACAACAUCAAGUUCGACGUGGACUGCACCGUGGACAUCGAGAGCCUGACGGGCUACCGCACCUACCGCUGUGCCCACCCGCUGGCCACGCUCUUCAAGAUCCUGGCGUCCUUCUACAUCAGCCUGGUCAUCUUCUACGGCCUCAUCUGCAUGUACACGCUGUGGUGGAUGCUGCGGCGCUCCCUCAAGAAGUACUCGUUCGAGUCCAUCCGCGAGGAGAGCAGCUACAGCGACAUCCCCGACGUCAAGAACGACUUCGCCUUCAUGCUCCACCUCAUCGACCAGUACGACCCGCUCUACUCGAAGCGCUUCGCCGUCUUCCUGUCGGAGGUGAGCGAGAACAAGCUGCGGCAGCUGAACCUCAACAACGAGUGGACGCUGGACAAGCUGCGGCAGCGGCUCACCAAGAACGCGCAGGACAAGCUGGAGCUGCACCUGUUCAUGCUCAGCGGCAUCCCCGACACCGUGUUCGACCUGGUGGAGCUGGAGGUGCUGAAGCUGGAGCUGAUCCCGGACGUGACCAUCCCGCCCAGCAUCGCCCAGCUCACGGGCCUCAAGGAGCUGUGGCUGUACCACACGGCGGCCAAGAUCGAGGCGCCCGCCCUGGCCUUCCUGCGCGAGAACCUGCGGGCCCUGCACAUCAAGUUCACGGACAUCAAGGAGAUCCCGCUGUGGAUCUACAGCCUGAAGACCCUGGAGGAGCUGCAUCUGACGGGCAACCUGAGCGCGGAGAACAACCGCUACAUCGUCAUCGACGGGCUGCGCGAGCUCAAGCGCCUCAAGGUGCUGCGGCUCAAGAGCAACCUGAGCAAGCUGCCGCAGGUGGUCACCGACGUGGGCGUGCACCUGCAGAAGCUGUCCAUCAACAACGAGGGCACCAAGCUCAUCGUCCUCAACAGCCUCAAGAAGAUGGUGAACCUGACCGAGCUGGAGCUGAUCCGCUGCGACCUGGAGCGGAUCCCACACUCCAUCUUCAGCCUCCACAACCUGCAGGAGAUCGACCUCAAGGACAACAACCUCAAGACCAUCGAGGAGAUCAUCAGCUUCCAGCACCUGCACCGCCUCACCUGCCUUAAGCUGUGGUACAACCACAUCGCCUACAUCCCCAUCCAGAUCGGCAACCUCACCAACCUCGAGCGCCUCUAUCUGAACCGCAACAAGAUCGAGAAGAUCCCCACCCAGCUCUUCUACUGCCGCAAGCUGCGCUACCUGGACCUCAGCCACAACAACCUGACCUUCCUCCCCGCCGAUAUCGGCCUCCUGCAGAACCUCCAGAACUUGGCGGUCACGGCCAACCGGAUCGAGGCAUUGCCCCCGGAACUCUUCCAGUGCCGGAAGCUGCGGGCGCUGCACCUGGGCAACAACGUUCUGCAGUCACUGCCCUCCAGGGUGGGCGAGCUGACCAACCUGACCCAGAUCGAGCUGCGGGGCAACCGGCUGGAGUGUCUGCCCGUGGAGCUGGGCGAGUGCCCGCUGCUCAAGCGCAGCGGCCUGGUGGUGGAGGAGGACCUGUUCAACACGUUGCCGCCCGAGGUGAAGGAGCGGCUGUGGAGGGCUGACAAGGAGCAGGCCUGAGCACUGGCGGACGGCUGAGCACGGGGCCACCGAGGAGCCCUGGGACCCAGGGACCCAGGCACCCAGGGACAACCAGCCAGGUCUCAGCCAGGCCAGGAGCCCGGGGCUGGACGUCGGCUGGGCUGCAGCGACAGGACAGUACCUGAGGGGCUGGCCCCUUUUCUCCUUCGAGACUCAUGCCCCCCAGGGCGGGCGCCUUGUCGGGGAGAUCAGAGACCUAAGUCGUAGAGUGCAGUAUUUGGACAAUCAGAGCCUCUUCCCUGGAGGCCAUCUCUGCCGCCAAAGGCCCAGGGACACCUACUUAGCUCUUGGUAUUUAUUUUUCGCCACUUCCCACCCCUCCCUCCGGAUAACUUCUACAUUCCCAAGAAAGUCCAGCUCAGAUGGGGGAGGUGUUGAAGGAAGGGUGGGCAGUGUCCCUUUUUCUUUUUUUUGGUGAUGCCACCGGCGGUACCCACCCAGACUUGAGCAGAGUGGUCCAGGGAGAACCAGCUGUGGAUAGUCGCCCCUCCCCCACCCUUGGUGCGGGGGACGGGCUCUGGCGGUAUGGCCCAGGGGACGGUAGGCCGCCGGGUAGAAAGGCCAGGCCUGGGGCUUGCCUCAUCAGUUUUAGAUUUUUUUUUUUUUAAGUAAAAAAAAAAAAAAGAAAAAGAAAAAGAAA